Messenger RNA from Scomber scombrus (Atlantic mackerel), 1429 nucleotides. RefSeq names its product homeobox protein Hox-A2a. The coding region runs from base 182 to 1270 and encodes 362 amino acids. NCBI's taxonomy places the organism in Eukaryota, Metazoa, Chordata, Actinopteri, Scombriformes, Scombridae. The record is from RefSeq and is a predicted model, not a curated record. Gene Ontology annotation, biological process: regulation of DNA-templated transcription. The transcript has 2 exons. Gene Ontology annotation, molecular function: DNA-binding transcription factor activity, RNA polymerase II-specific; DNA binding.
CCUUGUCUCCAUGAAUUCAAUAGUUUAAUAGUAGCUCGGUCCCCAUACGGCCGUAAUCAGUGAAAUAGAAAAAACACCACCAGGAGAUUUUUUUUAAUGAUUUUUUCUUUCUCGUCUUCACUGAGCCGCAACGUUUAUAAAAAUACGCGUGCAAACUUUCCUCGGCUCUCAGGGAGCGGAGAUGAAUUACGAAUUCGAACGAGAGAGCGGUUUUAUCAAUAGUCAGCCGUCGCUUGCUGAGUGCCUGACAUCUUUCCCCCCUGUCGCUGAUUCAUUUCAAAGUUCAUCAAUCAAGAGCUCGACGCUUUCACGCCCGACACUGAUUCCUCCUCCCUUUGAGCAGACCAUUCCCAGCCUCAAUCCGGGCAGCCAUCCGCGGCACGGCCGGCCCAGACACAGCCCCGACGGAUGCAGCCCGCUGCCCACAGCCUCCUUACCCCCGGAGUACCCCUGGAUGCGGGAGAAGAAAGCCUCCAAAAGAAACCACCUGCCAACCUCCACAGCUACUACUAUUUCCAAUGGACCUGUAUGCUUCUCCCCAAAAGACUCGCCUGAGAUUGUGGAGAGCGGAGGAGGAGGAGGGGGCUCCCGUCGGCUGAGGACAGCGUACACCAACACACAGCUGCUGGAGCUGGAGAAGGAGUUCCACUUCAACAAGUAUCUGUGCCGGCCGAGGAGGGUGGAAAUAGCGGCCCUGCUGGAUCUGACUGAGAGGCAGGUCAAAGUCUGGUUUCAAAACCGGCGCAUGAAGCACAAGCGACAGACUCAGAGCAAGGAGAACCGUAACGGGGAAGGGAAAGGGCCGGGUGUAGAGGACGGCAUCCAGAGCGACGACGAGGACGAGGCCCCCCUGUACGAGCGAAGCGGGGCCCUGCUGGAGAGAGAUACCUGCUCCUUUCAGAAUAACUCUCUCAGCUCCACGCAACAGCUCCACAAUGGUGAUACCAUGAGCUUUUCUGCUGCGCCACUGAACAGCAAUGACAAAAAUCUGAAACAUUUUCCCAACCCGUCACCCACUGUUCCGGGCUGCAUGUCAACAAUGGGCCCCGGCUCGGCAUCUGGCCCGGACAAUGGCGACAGUCCCCCGGCCCUGGAUGUUUCUAUACAUGAUUUUCAACCUUUCUCUUCGGAUUCCUGCCUACAGCUCUCCGAUGCAGCCUCGCCGAGCUUGUCAGAGUCCCUGGACAGCCCCGUGGACAUUUCUACGGACAGUUUCUAUUUUUUCUCGGAGUCUCUAACUACAAUCGACCUGCAGCAUCUGAACUAUUAAUUGAAAUCAAUCACAAUAACUUCUUUCUUCUUCUUUUUUCGGGACAAUAAAUAUCAGGCUACGAUGUUAUUAACUCUGAUGUUAUUUGUAUAUUCGGCACAUUUAUUCUGUUGAUAUUUGACUUGAAGAUUAAUUCAAGGUAAGGAUGAAAUUAAAUCA